AUAUCCUCUGAAACAGCAACUGCUUUGUCCUCCCUCACUUCCAAAUGACGCCAUUUACAGCAUAAACCCGACCUCUUCUCCGGAAAGAGGAAAAAACAAGACGAGAAAAACUUGAAAGCACCUCGGCGUGUAAGGCAGCCAAGCAUUCAACAAUUACAGCGAGUAUUUUUUAGAACUGUCCAGCCUACGUCGGAGUGCAACAAACUCGAAGGCCGUUGGCUAUUUGUGUAAACUCAACGGAUUCAAAAGUGCGCAUUUUCACUUUUCUAAUUCACAAAAAAGUGGAGAGCCAGCAAGCCCUUAGUGAUUGAUUCGUUGUUGGCAGUAUUUCGCCUCGGGGUACUCUCGCAGUGGCUAUGUUUUUGAUCUCUUAAAAUUGGAAUCUGGAAAUACUGUUGUGUAGCUACUUUAUCGUUGCACUGGAUUGUGUGGAUGGGUUUACCGAUUAAUUUAAGUAGGAAUACACGUUCAGAUUUUGGAAUUUAAUACAACAAACGGGGCUGAAGUGGUGCGAACACGGACUUCAGAUGUGUUCAAUGCCAGCCGGAGGGGUCCUUCUUCAGAGCCAAGAUGGAGACCAGUACUCAAAAUGGCAGUGGUGGCGGAGGGUCGGCCGGCUUGCUGCGUGUUCUGCGUGACAGCGGGAGGCUACACCGGCCUCACCAUGCCCAGGAAGGGCAGCCCGAUCCUGGGGUAAACCCCGGCCAGCAGGCCCCUGUGCUCUCGCUGGACCAGAUCAGGAUCACCGGGAGCAGUAAUGAGUACACAGAGGGACCAACGGUGGGACCCAUUGUGGUCCCUAGGCCCCCUGGCUCGUUGCCCACCCAGCAGAAGAACGACCUGGUGGUGCCACUGGGCCUGGGGACCAACGAGCAACUGGAGCCCCAGGACCCCAGGCCCAACCAGAGGAACUUACUCCCCCAACUUGAACAACAUCCCCAGCCCACACACUCCACAGUCCCCCCUAUGGAUGCCCUAUCUCUUUCUUCUAGCACAGAGGGCUCCAGAAACAGUCCGAGGACCAGUACAGGCAGCACGUCUUCCGUGCAGAGGCUCCUGAAUAGCCCGGAGGUUAGCGAACAGAUAAUAAUGACCCAGCCCAAAAGUGUGGAGCUUAAACAGGAGGAAUUGAAGCCCCUGGCGAGCACGGCCGGAGGGGCGGUGGUGGUCACGGUGCCCGGUGGCGGUGCCCCCGCCGCUAGGGAGGGGCUGCUGGGUAAACACGCCUACCGCUGUGAGGACUGUGGCCGGUGCAAGUGCCAGGAGUGCAUGUGCCCGCGUGCCCUGCCCUCCUGCUGGAUGUGCGGCCGGCGGUGCGUGUGCUCGGCGCAGAACGCGGUGGACUAUGGGACUUGCGUGUGCUGCGUCAAGGGCCUGUUCUAUCACUGCUCCAGUGACGACGAGGAUACAUGCGCCGACAAGCCCUUCUCCUGCAGCCAGUCACACUGCUGCGUGCGCUGGUCGGCCAUGGGCCUCCUUUCCCUGUUCCUACCCUGUCUCCUGUGCUACCUCCCAGCUAAAGGGUGUCUCGCCGCGUGCCAGAGCUGCUAUGACCGCGUCAAGCGACCGGGGUGCCGGUGUAAGAACACUAACGUAGUCCACUGUAAGAGCGUCGACUGUAAGCCAACGUAAAGGGAAAGUACCUUGGGUGUUGUGGAGAAUCGAUGGGGGUUGACAACUUUGGGCGACUGAAACGAUCACCUCAUCACGUUUUGGCCCAGUAGUCAGAAGUUGAUUGGGGGAUUGUCUAAGCUGAGCUGUUUGUCGUGGUUUGUGCCAUUUGUUUUCAGCUAUGGUUGUUAAUACAGGCUGCUUGAUCACCAAGUGUCCUGAUUUUGUACUGUUUUAAUCGAAGUCCAGAAUGUUAGCCCUUUUGACAUCUAAUACAACUGAUAUGCUAUGGACAGACUCUCCUGACUAACUUGUUUGUGAAUAGUAAUCGCAAAAGUAUGUAAAUUAGCAAAUGACCUCCUCAGAGAUGUUUUAUUUUUGUAUAUAUAAUAUUUCAACUGUGAAAAGCAUUCUGCCAAACCAGAGGCACCUUGAUCAUAGAUCCAUAUAUAUUAUGUAAUACAAUGUUUAAUGUUGUACAUUCAUGGGAAUGUAUAUCAAUCAUUUUUUUAUGUUUGCCUUGCAAGAGAAGGACAUUUACACAUCUUAUCCCUUCAACUCUACUUGUAAAUUGUACAGUGACCCUAUAAGAAAAUCUUUAUUUUCUAUUUUCAACAUUGUUUAGUGGAAAGAAUAUUUAUUUGAAGUUUUAUUAUUUUAUAAAGAAAAUAUUUAUUUUGAGAAGCAUCUUAGAAAACAUCAGCCUGUUCAAGUACUCUGAUGUUGUUGCAAGUUAGGGUGACUAGGGUGUCAAAUUGGAUGCAUAUGUUCACUAUGAAAUAGAAAAAUAUAUUAACGUUUGAAAUGAAACCCUGCUGUUUCUGUCAGUUUUUGUGUGUGCGUGCCCAGUAUCUUCAAGCUCUUCUCAGGGUAAGGUUUUAUGACAUCAGAUUGGGACACUAUCUUUUAUUGUCUUGGAAUUGUCUCGGCAGGGACUGAUCUUCCAAUGCACACUUUGCCAGCUUGACAUUACGGCUUCACUGCCCAGAACCAAUCCUUUGGAAUCUACGUAAUAACCCAAAAUGCUACACUGUCAGAGUCAGAGAAACUGACACUUUACAUUUAGACUUUUCCAUUCUAGAUGGAUUAAAAAGCAGAACAACAAGGCUAUAUGGAUUUGAAUCCGAACUCAUUUAUGUAUCUUCAUGUAGGAGAGGAGAAUGUUGACUAAACUCAAGAUCUCCCACCCCUCUACUCACUUUAGUUCAGUAGAAUGUUUGAGAGAAGUCUGAUAGCCUCCUCUUCUGAGGUAUGUAGCUGGGGGGUUAUAGCAGAGCAGUAACUCACUAACCCAUCUGUGUUUCCUGUGUGCCAGAUGGUAGGGAGGAACAUACAACCACAUGCUCUUAUCCCCCUAGCCUCACGUUCCACAGCUUCAAACUCAAAACUUCAGAGACCAAGAAUGAUGAUUUCUCACUUAGUCUUACUCUUUACCAAGUUGCAUCACUAGCUAUGUUUCCAUUAACUUGUCCAGUGAUUUAUUUAUUUUUGUUGACAUUUACAGUUUGCAAAGAAAAUAAAUGUGACAAUUGCAUGCUACGCCGCGUUUCCAUUGAACUUGCUGGGCUUAAUGACAUAUCACCUAAAAAACACUUUUUCGCCAAAAACCUACAGUGUCGAAUUAAUAAAGUGGUUGAACUGUUUCCAUUUAGGUAAAUUGCGCAUUAGGCCAAAUCAUUUGGCGACAGUCUAGCCUAUGCCCUCCCACCUAUCGGUUUCAUAUCUCAGGUAGCCUGCGAAAGCCUUGAUAGAAUGCAAUAAUUGACUAAUAUUUGCCAUAUAAUUGGAUGGUGACAUUUGCAUCCAGCCAACCAGAAAAGCAAGGCAAAGCAAUUAAUGCAUUCUUGAAAGUCAGAACAAUCCUUGUCCUGCAAAGAAACAUGAUUUUUUUUAUUGUUGAAAAAUGUAUUUAGCAAGCAGUAAGCAUUUAGAAUUAAAUGUGGAGUGGAGCUUUAUGUGAUGACAUUGCGUACUUUAAAAAUGAUCAUAAUGUAUUCUAAAAACAGUUUCCAUCAUUUGUCGCAAUAAAGAAUACUUAUGUAAAUGUGA
This is a messenger RNA of Salmo salar (Atlantic salmon), 3660 nucleotides long. RefSeq names its product protein sprouty homolog 2. Gene Ontology annotation, cellular component: membrane; cytosol. Lineage: Eukaryota; Metazoa; Chordata; Actinopteri; Salmoniformes; Salmonidae. The record is from RefSeq and is a predicted model, not a curated record. Gene Ontology annotation, biological process: negative regulation of Ras protein signal transduction; negative regulation of fibroblast growth factor receptor signaling pathway; multicellular organism development.